GCCCGGCGGGACCCGGACCAGGCCCUGAGGGGCCGGGGCGGGUCAGGGGGCGGGGCCGGGCGGGUCAGGGGGCGGGGCCGGCGCGUGUCGCCCCCACCCUUCCCGCGCCGGGGUCAGCGCCGGCCGCGGGGCGGGGCCGCCCGCGAGCUCCGCUCCCAUUGGCUGCCGGGCGGAGGGGACGCGCGUGCUGACGCACCUGGCGCUGCCAUUGGCUGGCAGCGCAGAGGGGGCGGGGCGGGGCCAGCGCUGGGUGAGUGAGGGCCGGGGCGCGGCGUGAGGGGGGUCCCGGGGGGAUCCCGGGGGUCCCGGGCCCCGUUCCCUUUGGAAUCCCGGCACUCCCGGGUGCGGCGCCUCCUCGGCCUCUUUGCCUUUACUUCUUGUCUUUUUGGUUAAUUGCCCUUUUUUUCCAGCGGUGGACAGAAAGCGGGCAAGGAGAGGAGCAGAAAUAGCAACCUUCAGAAUCCCGCAGGCCUGAGGGGCGAGAGCGGUGUGGGUUUUUCCCCAAAACAACCCGAGAAAUGCUCCCCAGCCAAAGUGGAGCUGGUGGGAGACGGAAAUUCCAUCAGCAUCCGCUGCGCUCAGUGCAUUCCGUCAGCCAAGCGAUCCCCACGGGCGGUGGGAGCCGCUGCUUGGAUAGAGCCCUCCUUGUCCGCCGGCCUUUGUGCGGCGCCCUGGCCGGCAGGUCCCUUCUGACGGCGUGAAAAAGCUCAGGGAUCGCUUUUCAGGAGAGAUCCCUGCGGACCUUCCCUUUGAAAUGAAUGAAGUAGCCUCACUGUCUUCUGUUAUCUAAAAACACGGCCACGGGUAUCGUUUCUGUGAGACAAUUGAGGGCUUGGGUGUUUGGGCUGUUUUCCUGUGCUUUUUGAGGCCAGUGGAAAGUUUCCACCGUGCCUGUAGGCUGUGGUCCUACAUCCCUCCUCAGUCCUGCCCGAGGAUUUGGGAUUGCUUCUUCCUGUCGCCAGGGUUAAUCUGGAUGCGUCGCUGCCACUGGCAAUCUGACCUCUGAUUUUUUUUGGGCUUGUUGGAAAAUGGGUCUCACCCCGAUGAUGCUUCAGCUGUUUGUUAUUGGGCAAACCCAGUUUCUUGGCAUGGAGACAAGGGGGGACACUGAGAUGGCAUUGCUGUGUGCUGUGUAUUCCAGAGAGCCCGAGGCUCAGCAUCGUCCUGUGGAAGAAGCUCUGUCCUGAUGGCCGUGGAUGUGGGAAAAUCACCUUCUGAGGAGUCACUGAGCAGGAAGGCCGAGGGCGAUGGGAGGUGGGACAGCACAGACACGGAGAUGGACUUCCCGGAGCUGGCAGGGAGCCUGCACCAGCUUUUAGGGACAGAGGAAGCCGAGCCCAGCCUGCAAGGGACAGAGGGUGUGGCAGUGAGCAGACACAGUCACAUGGCCACUGAUGUUACCCAUGGAGGCUCCAGCUGCCCCCCAGAAGUGUCUUCAGCAUCUGCACCGAGAUUUCCCAGAGCAAGAGCAAACUCCUCAGAGAGAGGGUUGUUAGUGGAUAGAGCUGCUGAUGGUGGCCCUGUGCCUUGUCGAGUUGGCCGCUGGUUCCUCUCCUCAGAAGAACAGCAGGUGAAGGCAUCAGGCAGUUGGGACCUGUUGUCCAGCCCUCCCAGCAGGCACAGCUCUGCCGAGGAGAACAUCCUUGCUGGCAGCUGCCACGAUGCCCACGUUGGCCGUCGGAGACCAAGUCUGGGAGCUCAGUCCCCGUGUCCUUCCACCCCAGAGCUCCUGCGGCCCCAAACCCCGCCCAGCCCUGAGAGUGCCCUGCGGAGCCGCUCCGUGCUGAGCCUCUCUGCUCUGUCCUCAGAAGGAAAUGGCCCCUCCGAGGAGCUGUCCCGAAGCUUGCCAGCCAGCACGGAUGUCCCUUCUGCGGCUACCACGGCUGCCCAGGACCCGUGCUGCCGAUGGGGAGUGGAAGGCAGGGCCCUGCACAGGCGGGAGCCCCCGGGCACUCUGCUCGAUUACCGCAGCACCGUGGGGCGCAUCCGGGAGAUCUCCUCCUACCAAGCCAAUUACUGGGCUUGUGCCAUUCCAGAUUCACUGCCCCCAUCUCCAGACCGCAGCUCACCCCACUGGAACCCCAACAAGGAGUAUGAGGACUUGCUGGACUAUGCUUAUCCACUGAAGCCAAGGUACAAGCUGGGAAGGAUACCAGAACCUUUCCUCCAUGACUCAGGAAUAGGUCUGGACAGCUUUUCUACUUCUCCUGAGGCCAUGUCCAGGUCCACCAGCACCUACGGCCGAGCUGGGCAGGCUCGGGGAAGCAGAGAAAAUGGACUUUGGGAGUUUGUGGCCUCUGCAGAGAGAUUCUCCACCCCGAGGCCUGGAAAAAGAGGCUGCUCAGGAGCUGUCUCGUACUUUGAACCUUCACCUAUUGCCAAAGCGUCAUUUGCAAGGAGUUCUUCCUCUCACCUUUCCAGAGGUUUUGCUAAGGAUGUAAGGGUGGAAUCAUCUGGGCCAAGCUCACCUGGGCGCCCUGCUGCUGAUGGGAGAAGCUGGGAUACCAGAGGAAGCCCGUGCCCAAACUACACAGGGCAGGUGAAAAGCACCAGUAGGUUUUUACCCACCACAGGAGUGCUCCCCCUGAGGAAGGAGUGGGAGAGUGAUGAAGAAUUUCUUUCCUUGCCUCCAAGACUGAAGGAGCUGGAAAGGCUGGCUCAGUUUUUGUCCAGUCUUUCCUUAACUAUAAGGAUGCCUGGGCAUGACCACCAUAACCUUCCACAUCACAGCACCAGCAAGGAGCCUCUUUCAUCUAGGUUUGCUCCUUUUGAAGAAGUGAGAGGUGGGGAUGACAGAGGGAAUAUUGAGGGUUAUGCUGGGCUGUGGCGACACCGCGGCUCCCGAAAGCCCAGCCGGGAAAACACAGAAUUACAUGGCUGGAUCCACAGGGAUCCUCCCCGUGGGCUUCAUCUACCAACUGGUCUCAGGGACACAUUGGAUGGGAUGUGCCUGAAUGAACUACGGGUCAAGGGGCAUCCAAAGAAGAGCCAGCAGAGCGAGUCCCUUAUCCAGUGUGUUAAGAUGUUUUGCUGCCAGCUGGAAGAGCUGAUCCAUUGGCUGUACAGCGUGGUGGAUGUCACUGGCAGCUGGGUGCCACCCUCACCGGAUGCUGAGAGCGUGUUGGCAUCGCUGCACCGCUACCUGGAGUUCAGGAAGGAUGUGGCCGACCACCGGAGCCUGACUGAGAGUGUGCUGGAGAGGGGAGAAGCCCUCCUGGACUGCAUGGCAUCGAAUUCACCAGCUCUGAAAGACACGCUGGCUCUGAUUGCCAAACAGUCAGAAGAGCUCGAAAGCCACGCAGAGCACCUGUACAAGUCCAUCCUGGCUGCUGUGGGCCCCGUGCGGGGCAAGGACGCGGGGCAGGACAAAGGGGAUGCCGCACACGGCUGCUCCCUGGGUGCUGCCUCUGUCAGACCUAGGCUGCGUUAGCCUAUCUCAGGAGGACUGAGAAGAAUUGCAGCAAGCACCAAAUCACCUCCAUCACCUCUUCAGAGAUGCCAAAAUUUAUGUCCAGUUGCCCAUGGGGCUGAUUUCACUGUGGGUUUGUGCCAUGGCUUGAGAAAGGUGCCCCGUACAGCAGGUGUCCUGGGAUGUCCAGAGUUGUGUAAGGAAUGUACAGCUGGCCUUUUCUGGUUUGUUUUUUUAACAUAGCUUCCCUUUUUUUAUUGAAGUGGGCUGUUCUGUGUUAGCAAAAUGUCAGAAACAGUUUUUAAACUGAGCAAUCCAUAGUGUGCCGUGCGCUUGCUAAGUAAAGUCGUGUGAUUUUAAUAGCCCUGUUCUCAUGGUUUGUUUAUGCUCGUCAAAAAUAGGUGCGAGAAGCCAAGAAAUAGCAACUCCUUCUGGUUCUUGGGAGCAAACUGAAGGCCUGUUUAUAAUUACCACUCCCUGCUGAAGCAGAGCCUACUUAACUUUCAAUUUUGUUAUUCAUAAACACAAAAAGCGGUAAGACUGAAUCCAAAUAAAAUAAUAAGUGAGUUCAGGCAGGGAGGAGCCAGGUUCUGUGUAACCUGCUGCUACCUGCUGCGGGCAGGAGCUGGGUUAGUGCUGUGCUGGUUUCCUGGGGUGAAGUUGUGCCUUCCCCCCUUCCAGCUACUGCAGUUAAGUCACUGCUGAGAACAUUCAUCAAGGGUUUCCACACCCUUUCUCCAACAGAAAAAGGGCAGCUCUGAAGCAGCAUAAGGUAAGUGGCCAAAGAAAGUUACAGAAUGUUGGUACUUGGCUUUAAUUAACCUUUAACCUUAACGGUGAUGAUGUAUUCUGCACAAGAACAGGAUGAUUUCCUCCCAUUCCAAUGAACAGAACAGAGAGAAGUUUCUGUUCUGUACAAGUGAGAGGUGAAAGCAAAGUUAAACUGAAGCAGUUACAGCAAAUAAUUCAUUGGGGUUUGUGGGGGAGUGUAAUAUCCGUGGGUUUUGCGGGCUGUAAAAUCUAAUCCUGGCUAGUAUAGGGCUCUGCCUGCACGGAUAUUACACAGACGAAGCAAAAGACGAGAAGCGCUCUUUCUCCACGUGGUUCUAAUGUCUGUUUUAUUGGCUGGAAAGGGACAUCUGCGUGGAAGACCAUCCAGGUGGAAAAAGAGGAAGUGGUCCAAUCCCAGAGAAUAUUUAUACCCGAGGGAAAGGGGGCAGGGAUGGAAGACUGCAGCCAAUGGGAGACCACUGAGGAGGGGUGAGGGGAGGGGUUACAAGGGCACAGACGACCAGGGAGUGAAUGGAACAUACCAUAUGAGGGAAAAGGGGUACAAUCCAUGUGACAUAACAUUUCAAAUCACCCAGUGCAAUACAACAACUAUUUAGUGCACUUGCAACAGGGGAGGGUUGGUAUUCUCCCAUCUUCUACAUCCUUGAAGGGCAAAUUUUUUUUGCCCCUUGUGGCAAAAAUAGUCAAUAUUCAGCUCACAGGUAAGAAACAACAGUGCCUUUUCCCAGGAGUUUUAGGCCUGCUCUACCCUCAUCACACAGCUCAGCCUGACAACCCCAAGCUACAUAAUGGAACAGCACCAGCCCAGUGACCCAUUGGUGACUGAGGGGGAAACAAAGAACCACCAAACACCUGGUGUAGCCCAACUGGUUUUGCAAUGCUUUUAUUUCUGUAUAUAUUAACAUUGGUUUGGAUAGUAUGUAGCAGGCAUCUCGACAUUGAAGUUCAUUUGUGCACUCUCUGCAGGGAAGAUGUUUUUACCCUCAACACACCUCCUUCUGCUUCACUUCCUGAUCUCAGCAGUACUCACUGCUCCUCCUGCUCCUGAGGAGCAGCAGGUCACAUUUAUAAUGAAUUAUACCAACAAGCACAUCUCUACUAGAAAGCACAUCACUUUAUUGUGAAGGUCUCAAGUGGAAGAGUUCAACUUAACCAUGACAAUACUUUAUGUAUUACAAUUGCCUGUUGAUUUAUGCAACUAUGUUGAAGAAAGCUGUUAGCCAAAGUCACCCCCCCAAAAAAAAAUCAGAGGAUAUUUGCACCAGUUUUAGUUUAUACCUCACAACAUACCUAGGCUAUAUUUUUACUAUCACAGGGUGUAUUUACUACUAGGGGAAUGUUACAUGGUCUUUCAAACAUGAGACUAUUUACAGAAUAGGCUGAACAUUUGAGUUUAGAUAAAGCUGAACAAUUUUACAUGUAUAGGAAGUGUUAUAGGCUAGCUUUCCUGUGGCUUUUAGCUAGACAUCAGGCACUAAUGAUUUGAUUAGCUCUGUACAAAGAAUCACACACCAUCCAAAACCUCUUGGCUGCUGGUUAGUUCCAAAUUGAGAAAGCGCCUACUUUGAGCAACAGUAUGGUGGGGGCCUUGCUAUCCCCAUGUCACCCUCCUGGUGCCUCGCUGCAGAAGGGAAUAGAAGCUAAGCUGUUGCACUAAGUCAGAAGGUACUGAUUAAAAGAGGAUGGAAUUAACAGUAUAUAGAAAAGACAUAAUAUACUGGUAGAAAGUCAUACCUCCUCAAGGUUUCGCUGAAAUCAUUCUUGUUAGGGAAAUACUGUUCUCUCCCCUGCUAUGCAAAGCUGACAGGAAUUCCCUACAUAGAGUCCUUGAGAAAUAAAUUAAGUUCCAAGACUAAGUUAGGGAACUGUUGUACAUUCAGAGUGCAUUAUGCCUCAUGAACCUUGGCUGGGUGUUUCUGGUACAGCACGCGUGCCUUAAAGCACCAUGACAGCUCAGGCUUUGGGGCCACAGUCACUGGGCGAGUUGCAGGGAAGGUCUGAGAGCCAUGGCUGCACACACAGAUAUGUUGUUUUGUGCACAAUGCAAGCCUGAUUUCCCCCUUAGCCAUACAAAUUAAGACAAUAUUUAUCACCAUACAGUUUGAUAUUACUUCCAAUAAGUACAAUAUUUAUUAAACAUUUUUUCAGUUUUGUUACAUAUUGUGCAACAAAUUACAAUAUUCUGCAGCCACAAAUUAUAUGCAGAGUAUGAAGAAACUAUUAAUCAGAUAGUGUGAUCUCUCCAUUUAUAAUUCUACAAGAAGGAACUAGCAAAUCAGAUCUUACAUAUAUCUUACUAAAUUUUAUGCAUGGAAAGUGACAGACACUGUUGUGCUGUUUGAUACAAAAUGGCUAAACUUCAUCUUCAGAAGACUAAACCUGACAUCUAAACAUGCCAAUAGAAACAUCAAAACAAAAAUACAUCCUAACCAA
This is a messenger RNA of Motacilla alba alba, 6634 nucleotides long. It is a transcript of the gene CEP68, whose product is annotated as centrosomal protein 68. The record is from RefSeq and is a predicted model, not a curated record. The transcript has 7 exons. Lineage: Eukaryota; Metazoa; Chordata; Aves; Passeriformes; Motacillidae. The coding region runs from base 1187 to 3430 and encodes 747 amino acids.